AUGAAAUGUACAAAUGUAAAUAUAAGAAAUGUAUUAGAAUGGAACAUAAAAAAAAAAAUAAAAGAAAAUACAAAUUUAAGUGAUGAUGAAAUUAUGAUAAUUUAUAAAAGAUUUAAUUCUAUUAGUAAUAAUGGAAAGUUAAAUUAUGACAAAUUUGAAAAAAGUCUAGGGAUACUUGGUACAAUAAAAAAUGCAUAUUUAUAUCAAUCAAUAUUUAAAGCUUUUGAUUUAAAUAAUGAUAAUUAUCUAGAUUUUUAUGAAUUUUGCGUUGCUAUUAAUACUAUGUUAAAAGGAAGUAAAAAAGACAAAUUGAAAUUAUCUUACAGAAUAGUACACUCAGGAUUUAGUAAUAAUAAUAAUAGUUUGAAUUCCAAUAAUAUUAAUGAAAAUAAUUUAAAUAAUGAAAAAAAAAAUGAUCAGAAUAAUGUAGGUAAUGAUGAUAAAACAAUAUACAAUAACAACAAUGAUAAGGAGAAAGAAGAAGAAAAAAAAAAAAAAAGUGAUUAUACAAAUUAUAUUACUUACGAAGAUUUUGAGAAAAUUGUUUUAAGUAUAAAUGAUAUUAAAAAAAAAUUAUUGGGAACUAAAGAAGAAAUAAUAACCAGUCAAAUUAAGUAUAUUUUUAAAUCAUUAAGUAUUUUAUGUGAAGAUGGGACUUUUAGAAUGAAUUUGGAGUGCUAUAAAAGAGCUAUGAAAUGUAAUGAAUUUUUAAAUUUAUUAGGUAUACAUACAAAAGUAGCUGAUGUUUUUUUACGAAAUGAAAUAAUGAAAAAAAAAAAAAGUAAAAAUGAAAAAAAUAAAAAAAAAAAACAGGAAUUGUUCUCUUCUGGUAAUAAUAAAUCUGAAAAAAAAAAAACGUAUAAGCAACUAAUAAGAUCUUUUUCUGAAACAACUAAUAGAAGAAGAUCUCUUUUGAAAAGAUCUAAUCAUUUAUUUUUAAAAAGAAAAAAAAAAAAAAAAAAAAAAACAUAUGAAAAAAAAGGUAGUAUAUCGUCUAAUGAAAGUAAAAAAAAAAAUAUUAGUAUAAAUACUGAUUUAUCAUAUAUAAAUAUUCUUCAACGCGAAAAGAAUAAAACAAAUAAUAGUAAUGAUUUCACGUUGAAAAAAGAAAAAAAUAUUACCAAAAAUAAAUUUUCUUAUUUGAAAAAAGCGUUUCAGAAUAAUACUGGAAAAAGUGAAAUUAACAUAAAAAUGUUCUCUAACAGUAAAAGUAAUAAAAGUAUAAAUAAUAAAAACAAUGAUAAUAAUAAUAAUAGUGAUAUUAAGAAGAGUUAUACUAAUUUUUUUGAGUGUAAUUUCAUUAGUAAUGAAGACAAUAUAAAAACAAAAAAAAUUAAUGAUAUAAAAUUAAAAAAUAAAAAUGAAAAUUGUAAAGAUACAAAAAUACCUUCAGGUAAUUUUUUUUAUUCUAAUUCACAGGAAGAAUAUAAUACUACUGAUAGCAAUAUUCUUAAUACCAAUCAUUUGUUAUUAAAAAAUAAAAGAGAGAUAAAAAAUAAUCCAAAAAAAAAAGGAAAAACAAAUUUUGAGGAAAACGAGAGAAUAUUUUUCAGUAGUAAUAAUAGUACCCUUCAUAAAGGAAGUAAUAAAAAAAAAAAGGAAGAUUCAAAUAAUUUAAUAAAAAACAUAAAAGAAAAAAGUAUUAAUAAUGAAAUGUGUACGAAAAAUAGCUCAUCAACUUUAAAAAAGACAAAUAGUCUAUUUGAUAAUAAAAAAGAUAAAAAAAAUUCUAAAUUAAUUAAUCAAAACAUUAUGCUGAAAUUAAAUAGCAACCAUUCUGAAAGUAGUAAAUCAAUUUAUGAAUAUCAUUCUGAUAUGGAAGUUCUAAACAGAAGAAGAGAAUAUAGAACUAAUAACAUUAGUUUAUAUAACACAAAAGAUUCAUUAUUUCCUCUAAAAAAGGAAGGAGAUAGAAAGUAUAAAAAUGAAGAAAAAAAAAAAGGUAAAAAAGAGGAUGAAAAAAAAAAAGAUAAAAAAAGAGGAAAAGAAAAGGAAAAAGAUAAAAACAAAAACAUAGAUAAAUAUAAAGAAAAAAAUAUAUAUGGAGAUAUAAUAAUGAACAAAAAAAAUAAGUAUAAAACAAGUAGUGAUAAAGAUUUUAUUCUUAAAAAGGAAAAUUCAAUUAUAAAAAAGGAAGAAAAAAAAGUAAAAAAAAAUGAAAAAGAACAUGAAGAAAAACAAAAUCAAGAAGAAAGAAAUUUAAAUAAAAUGAAAUGCACAUACCUAAAUGAUGAAAUAAAAAGUGGAAUCAUUAAUUUCGAAAAAAAGGAGGAAAACAAGAAAUAUGUAGAGUAUUAUCAUAAACAUUUAGAGAGAUAUAAAAAAUAUGUAGAAGAAAGAGAAGAUAUGGAAGAUAAGGAAGAAUAUUUAGAUGAACAAGAGGAAUGUUUUGAAGAAAGAGAUAACGUCAUAGAAGAAAAAGAAUUUUUAGAAAAAAACUUUGAUUACUAUAAUAAUGAUUUUUAUUUCUAUAACGAAAAAAUUUUAAAUAAUAGUGAAAGUAAUUUAAGUAGUAGGAAUUAUUUAUACAACAAAUUUUUAGAAUAUAAAGAUUUUAUAAAAUAUUCAAAAUUAUCCAUUUCAUAUAAUUCAUUAAUAUCUGAUAGUUAUAAUAGAAAUGAAGAAUAUUUUAAUAUUUACUUUGAUACGGAAAGUAAUGAAAUAAAUUCCCAAAAAAAAAAAUGUUCUUCAAGUACAGAAUUCAGCGAUGAUAUAAUAAAUAAAAAGUUUUUUAUACCUGGCGCAAAAUCUCAUUAUGUUACGAUCAACAGCAAUUUAACAAAAGAACAAGUUAUGUACUUAAUUAGAAAUACUCUAUUAGCAAUUGAAGAAUAUUUAAAAGAAAGAAACGGAGAUUAUAAUAAAAUCUUUUUUUUAUUUUUUGCUAUAUUCUUCUAUAAUACGCAAAAUGAUCUAGAAGAAAAUGAAAUAACUAAUGAACAAAUAAAUUCAAAAAAAAGUAAAAUGGAGAUUUUUCAAAAUGUCUUUUUAGUUAUAUCAAUAAUAAGAUAUUUUCUUCACACUAUAACCAUUUCUCAAAAGUAUACUUCUUCGUGCGAUUCUUUGGAUGAAAACUAUACAAACAAGGAUAUUAAUUCUUUAAAAUUAAAUGAAGUAAAAAUGCUAUUAAAUCAAGCAAAUGAAAUUUUAGAUAAAUAUUCGAAAGGAAAUCAUAAAAACAAAAAAAUUUAUAUAAAUAAGUCGAAUUACUAUAAUUUUCCAAAAAAAGGAAAAUUAUCAGUAUCAUUGCGUCAAAGUAGACAAAAAAAAACAUUUCACAAAAUUUUGGCAGUUUAUUUUGGUCAUGAAAGAUGGGAUUUGGUGAUGAAUAUGAUGGUUGGAAUUCGAAUUUCUGCAAUAAAGCAAUUUAAUGUAAAUGAUAUUUCAAAUCAUUUUGAACAUAAAGACAUUUUGGAAUUACCUACAACACAUGCUCAAAAAAAAGUACUCUUUAAAAAUUACGCGCCAAUUAUUUUUAAAAAUAUCAGAAACUAUUAUGGAAUUAAAUCAAAUGAAUAUUUAACUUCUGUUGGCCCUGAACAAGUUAUAAGUAACAUGGUUUUAGGAAACUUGUCAACUCUUAGUGAAUUAUUAUCUGAAGGGAAAAGUGGAUCCCUUUUCUAUUUUACAAGCAAUGGAAAAUAUAUCAUUAAAACUGUAUGCAAAAGUACAUAUAAAUUAUCAAAAGCAUUGUUGCCAAAAUAUUAUGAACAUAUCAGAAAAAAUCCAGAUUCCCUUUUAACUCGUUUAUAUGGAAUACAUUCAAUUAAAUACGAAAAUGACUCUAAAAAUGGAAGAAAGAAAACAUAUUUUAUUGUAAUGAAUAAUUUUUUCUCAUCAGUUGUAGAAAUACAUAGAAGAUAUGACAUUAAAGGAAGCUUGGUAGGUAGAACAGUACCAUUAUCAAAAAGAGAAGAUCACACCAUCGCAUUAAAAGAUGUAGAUAUCGACGAGUUAGGUGAUAUAAUAAAUAUUGGUUCAAAAAAUAAGGAAAGAUUACAAAAUGUAUUAAAAUCUGAUACAAAAUUUUUAAAAGAAAACUUCAUAUUAGACUAUUCUUUACUUUUUGGUAUACAUUAUAAAGAGUUAUCCAAAGAUUUGGUUAAUUGGGAUAAAAGUAAAGCAAAUGAAAUUCAUCACAUUUAUGAUGAAAAAGGAAAUUGCAUAGCAUCGAAACCUUUUCAUCAGUGUGAUCAUGGUGGUAUUAUUAAUGUAGAUAAAAAUAGAAUUUUCUUUUUUGGAAUUAUAGAUAUUUUUACUAGAUGGAGCCUAAAAAAAAAAUUUGAGCAUACAUUUAGAACUUUACAGAAAUUAGAUGGGAAAAACAUUUCGUGUAUCCAUCCUAAUGCUUAUGCAAAAAGGUUUGUCACAUUUAUUGAAAAUCAUAUGGAAUAA
Molecule: messenger RNA, 4395 nt
Organism: Plasmodium relictum
Lineage: Eukaryota; Apicomplexa; Aconoidasida; Haemosporida; Plasmodiidae
Product: phosphatidylinositol-4-phosphate 5-kinase, putative
Exons: 7
Coding region: 1-4395 (1464 amino acids)
Biological process (GO): phosphatidylinositol metabolic process
Molecular function (GO): phosphatidylinositol kinase activity; calcium ion binding
Source: RefSeq, a predicted model, not a curated record